AUGGGGUAUGAAGAAAGAAUCACUAAAUUCACAAUUCACAAUUAUUUAUAAUGUAUACACACGACACGGACACCUAUAAUUUACAGGUAGAUAAUACGUAAUUAAUACAUAACUCAGCUUCAUAUAAAUCAAAAUAAAUUAUUAGUGUACAGUAAUCCCAUAUAUAAUGACGAACCCAACCCCCCUACCUGAAUCGACUCGACCGUCUUCAAUAUCCGGAGACUGUAUCCGUUAAAAAGAAAACCCCCAGCAAACUAGUGUGUACUUAUGUCAGAUACGUCUACAAGAAAACGUAUACAGUAUUACUAAAAUUGGAAAUAUGGCACAAUGGAAAACAAGAUUUUUGCAACUAGUAAUCUCUGUUUUCAUUAUUGGCAUUUUCGGUUCAGCUACAGCUAGAUCACCAACAGAUCCGCUUUCAUGUGGCUGUUUACAGAAAGUGACCACGUGCUCAUCAGAUGAUGUGCUUAACAGAACAUGCAGUGAUCACGAGAGAACGCUCGUCUGUCUAAGAACAGAUGAUGCUCAGUGCCAGGAUCCUGACAACACAGCCAUGAUGACUACCUGGAAUAUACUGCAACAGUUACAAUCCAGGUGUAUUUCUACAGUGAUCAGCCAUGCGAACAACACGAAGGGCUGUUUAUAUAACGAAACAUGUGAACAGCGAGCAGCACUUGAACUGACGUGUAGAGACUCGAAUCUGGAACAAUGUGGAAAACCUCAAGGACCAUCGAAAACAUGCGGAAUUAUAUCACGAAUUGGCCAACUGAAUCUAAUUCUGGAUUUCUGCCCGACUUAUUCAACCUGUCUAGUUAAACGCUUCAAGAGUAAAGUUACAAAUGCUGAAGUGUUUUGUCGGGAUUACUUCACAGUGAGUAAUUGUAUGAUGAAAAAUGUCAAACCCUGUCAAAGUGAACAAAAGUUGCCGACUGACAUAAGAGAUGAAUUUGCAAAGUUCUGCCCAGAUGAUGGUAACUUCUACCCAGAUGGUACGUUCUACGCAGAUGGUACGUUCUACCCAGACGGUACGUUCUGCCCACAUGGUGAGUUCUGCCCAGAUGGUAUGUUCUACCCAGAUGGUAACUUCUACCCAGAUGGUACGUUCUGCCCACAUGGUGAGUUCUGCCCACAUGGUGAGUUCUGCCCACAUGGUGAGUUCUACCCAGAUGGUACGUUCUACCCAGAUGGUAAGUUCUACCCAGAUGGUACGUUCUGCCCACAUGGUGAGUUCUGCCCAGAUGGUAAGUUCUGCCCAGAUGGUACAUUCUACUCAGAUGGUAACUUCUACCCAGAUGGUACGUUCUGCCCAGAUAGAAAGUGCUGCCCACAUGGUACGUUCUGCCCACAUGGUGAGUUCUGCCCAGAUGGUACGUUCUACCCAGAUGGCAACUUCUACCCAGAUGGUACGUUCUGGCCACAUGACUUGUUCUGA
Gigantopelta aegis is the source of this 1432-nucleotide messenger RNA. RefSeq lists its product as uncharacterized. NCBI's taxonomy places the organism in Eukaryota, Metazoa, Mollusca, Gastropoda, Neomphalida, Peltospiridae. The transcript has 10 exons. The record is from RefSeq and is a predicted model, not a curated record. The coding region runs from base 320 to 1432 and encodes 370 amino acids.